AUGGGUCUUAUUUUGAAGUUGACGUUUUUGUUAGUUUUAUUCGUCAUUGCAUCAGAAUCAGGUGUUGUGAGUAUUGGUUGUACAAAAACAUGCUAUUACAGUGGAUGUUGGGGAGCCUACUGUGUGUGUCAAAAAGAACAUGUUGGUCCAUCUAAAGCUUGUUGUGACACAUGUGUGGGACCCAUUUGUUUAUGUCCGCCAGAGUACCAAUAUUUGACUUUUUCUGCGGAUUUACUUGUGGAAUUAUCUGUGGACAAUCUUUCCACAGAUAAUUCCGUAAUAAAAUCCGCAGUGGGAACCAAAGGUAGAGACAACACGUUUGUUCCGAGAUUCAGUGAUAUAGUAGAGAGAGAACUUGUAGAGUCCUCUACUGGAGGUGGUGGAGAUGGCGAAGAGUAG
Vicia faba (fava bean) is the source of this 399-nucleotide messenger RNA. The record is from the annotation of a GenBank genome assembly. Lineage: Eukaryota; Viridiplantae; Streptophyta; Magnoliopsida; Fabales; Fabaceae.